Messenger RNA from Tremella mesenterica DSM 1558, 318 nucleotides. RefSeq lists its product as uncharacterized. The coding region runs from base 1 to 318 and encodes 105 amino acids. The record is from RefSeq and is a predicted model, not a curated record. The transcript is spliced from 3 exons. NCBI's taxonomy places the organism in Eukaryota, Fungi, Basidiomycota, Tremellomycetes, Tremellales, Tremellaceae.
AUGAACACACGGUUCACACUAUCAGUCUCCACAACCCCCGUGGAGAUCAACAUGACAGGCCUUCCGGACGGUACUUUGGUCAUGUACUCAGGAUCUACCCAUCAGCAAGGUCACCUCCGUUCAGACUCACCCGCCAUGUCCGCCCAUGGGAAAAUCUGCAUGGGAUGGUCUUUGGCGCCGUUGUGGGCCAUCGAUCCCCAGAAAGCGACGGCUUCAUCCACCAAGGGAGGAGUACAAGAACAUGUGUUGACGAGGUUUGUUGGUGUCGGCAAUGGUGUCAUUGGUGAUGAGCAACACCGCGUAGACAUAGCAGGAUGA